Molecule: messenger RNA, 728 nt
Organism: Prosopis cineraria
Lineage: Eukaryota; Viridiplantae; Streptophyta; Magnoliopsida; Fabales; Fabaceae
Product: protein RALF-like 33
Exons: 1
Coding region: 78-455 (125 amino acids)
Source: RefSeq, a predicted model, not a curated record
UCAUCAACGGUCUCUUAUAGCCUGGAAGACCCCAAUCUCCAUUCUACUGUUGCCGAACUGAAGAGCUAGAGACGAAAAUGGGGAGCUCGGUAAGCUUCUAUGGUUUCCUAGUGCUGUGCGCCAUCUUUGCCGUCCACGUGUCUCUUUCUUCAUCAACCACCGUCGACUUCAUCGGCGACAGCGAAAUGGGCUUCUUCCCGAUGAAAUCGGAGUGUCGCGGAUCCAUCGGGGAGUGUCUGCUUUCAGAGGACGGGCUGUUCGGGUCGGAGUUCGAGAUGGACUCGGAGGCAAACCGGCGCAUUCUAGCAGGGCGUAGAUACAUAAGCUACGGUGCGCUGAGGAGGAACACUGUACCGUGCUCUCGACGCGGCGCUUCCUACUACAAUUGCCGGCCCGGUGCUCAGGCAAAUCCUUACCGCCGCGGAUGCAGCCGCAUCACUCGAUGCAGGGGUUGAAAUUCUUUAUCUGUCUUUCUAAAUUUUCUUUUUAUUUAACUUUUAUUAUUAUUUUAAAAUUUUUAAAUGAUGAGUUUAUUGGGAAGAAGUCUGCUAUACACAAGUAGAAGGGGAAGGCAGUAGAGAGAUUGAAUAAAAUCCGGUGAUGGAUGUAUUGUAAUUUAGGUACACAUUCUUGUUUUCUGAGUGAAUUGUGGCUAUAUGUCCAAAUUGUUUGUAUUAUUCUCAUUUCUCAUCAAUUAUCACAUCUCAUGGCUUGCCUGCGUUGCGUUA